CCCAGCUUGCUUGCUAUCCAUGCUUUGAGGUGCCUGUGACCGGUGAGGGUGGUGCAUGUGCAACCCAGAAUGAAGGACUUGUUGCCUUUUUCUCGAUUUAUAUUAUGCCCGCACUACUUUCUGUCUUUUUCAUGAUAACUAGCAACACAAUAAAUUGUUAAAAUUACCAACCGCGACUAUUCUAUUACAUUGAUUACUACCAUGAUCCAGCCUAGAAAAGGUCCCGAGAAUGCCACUACCAAUGAGCUCUACGCUUGUCCUUACUGUCCCGACCAGACAUUCCUUAAGGGCAACGCUCUCUGGGACCAUGUGCAAAGCCGUCACUCAAAGCAGCUGAUCAAUCUAAACGUGAACUCGCACGCGUCUAGAGCACUUUUUCGGAGGCUGAUAUGCGAGGAAGCAGCGCACAAAGCCAGGAAUAGAAGUCCCGGAAACCCAGGUUCUCGUCAGCCCAGUUUACCAGCAGUAGAAGAUAUCGACACUCCCACAAUCGCAAAAAGUGAGCCCGGUGACCCAGAGUUUUCUGCCGAUGAUUGGCAACCCAAACUACUCUUGCAGCCAGACUCUAGACCCAUCUUACCAUCGCAACUUGCGGCCAAAGUAAAGAACAUCUAUGCAGGUCUUGUAAAGCUCGAAAACAAAUGCAUUAGCGAGGAUAAAGCCCAAGCGGCUGCGUCCCAAGAGCAGCUGACGCCUCAGCGCUGGCAAGAUCUCAUUUCACUACACAGUAUGCUGCUCUAUGAGCAUCACGACUUCUUCCUUGCCUCCCAGCAUCCAUCAGCAACCCCAGCUCUUCAGCAGCUUGCUCUCAAGUAUUCCAUGCCCGCUCGAAUGUGCAAGCACGGUAUACACUCGUUCCUCGAGCUACUCCGCAAACAUCUUCCAAAAAGCCUUGAAUUCAUGCUAUGCUAUACCCACAUCGCAUAUAAGAUGGUUGCACUAUUACACGAGACAGUACCUAUUUUUCGCGAUACAUGGACUGAACACCUUGGCGAUAUUAGUAGGUAUCGUAUGGCCAUUGAGGACGAAGAUAUGCCUUACCGUGAGGCCUGGGCUGCUAUCGGUCGUUCAUGGUAUGGCGAAGCCGUGGACAAGAACCCUACCGUUGGUCGCUUGUAUCACCACUUGGCCAUUCUCGCCCGUCCAGAUGCCCUACAGCAGCUGUUUCACUAUUCGCGCUCCCUUGCAUGUAUUCAGCCUUUUACGGGUACCCGAGAUUCAAUCAUCAUGACAUUACUUGGCCGGACGCAUACAGCUCACGCGCAUACAGCCGAUAUUGACACGAUUUACAUCAAGGCUCACGGCAUACUGAUUACCAAAGAAUGUCUUGAGACAUUUGAUGCUACUACUGAUGAUUAUCUCCGCCAGUUGGACCCUCAUAUCGGUCGGGUCUCUGCAAAAUGGGGAGAUCAAGGCAUAUAUGUCGCUGUAAUAAACAUCUCCAGUCUUUUUAACCACGGAGAAGAAGGUUCCAUCCUUCGUAAGUAUUUUGACAUCAGGUUUAAAAGAGAAAUCGAGGCUCUCACCCGACCGCAAGGCGGCCCAAACGAUGAUAACGUUAGACCUAUCACGCCACCGCCAGAGGAAGAUACGGCAGACGUCCUUGCUCGUCAGCUUGAGCUUGUUGCGCAACCGACUUUCGCUUAUGCUUUACGCAUCACGUUCUCUACUUUCAGGUUGACUCUUCAACGCAUUGGAGACAAGAAUGUCUUUCCGCAUAUCCAUUGUUUGCUUGUCUUUCUAACCAGGGUUUCCUCCCUUAACUACGACUGCUCGGCUAUCUUCGAGCAUGUGCCGUGGGAAGCCCUUGCCGAUUUCCUAAACACGCUCGCGAAAACUGAUAACAUAGAAUUGCCUAUAGAACGACUCGACUUUCCGCAACAAGAUGCUGCUGACAAGCGACCCCUUCCGGAAGAUUAUCUUAUUAGGGGCCAAAUAUGGAGCCUUAAUUAUUUCCCGGACACUUGGUUUGAGACUCUUAUUGAUGAGGAUGAGCGACACCUUGAGCUUGCCUCAACGCAUAGAUCAAGAAUUGAGCACAUCCUCUGGCUUGGAAUGCGUCUGGUAUCUGUAAAGUGUACGCUGUCCACAUGUGAAGUAUCUACUAAGCAUUUUCAGGAGAACGGUGCGCUUCAUUUUGACCACAAUAAGCACACAUGGGCUGCUAAUGGAGCUGUUUCCCCAAAGCACGACUUCACGAGGUCGCAGCCCAUUCAACUCCGCAGAAACGAAGAAUUGAUUGGGCCUCCGAAUGUUUCAGCUGACCUAGUUAUGACUGGGGAUGUAUCGACCACUACUCUCUCGGAUAUUUAUGAUCCACUCCUCGAGUCCACUGAGAAGAGCAGCCAUACCAGUAACAUGCCGACUAUCAAGAAGGUCAUCGUUCGUAAUUAUACAGUCAUUAUUUGCGAAACAGACAUGCUCCUUUCCCAAACCGAUGUCUUUGUCCUGCUAUUAAGUAAUGGAGACUGGCGCGUGCUCAUCCCAGAAGACGGUACUGUACCCUUCAUCAGAUAGAUCGUAGUGCUGAGAACUUCUAGUCAUUGCUAACUUGCAUGCUUAUGCUCAUGCGAUGGAAAACGACACACGAAGAGUACAAGCAGAACAGGCUCUGACAAGCAUCAACACGGCAUUAUCGCAGGGGAAAAAGCUUUCGA
Molecule: messenger RNA, 2657 nt
Organism: Pseudovirgaria hyperparasitica
Lineage: Eukaryota; Fungi; Ascomycota; Dothideomycetes; Acrospermales; Acrospermaceae
Exons: 3
Coding region: 202-2517 (771 amino acids)
Biological process (GO): nuclear-transcribed mRNA catabolic process, nonsense-mediated decay
Cellular component (GO): telomerase holoenzyme complex
Molecular function (GO): telomerase RNA binding; telomeric repeat DNA binding; protein binding
Source: RefSeq, a predicted model, not a curated record